This is a messenger RNA of Impatiens glandulifera, 507 nucleotides long. RefSeq lists its product as uncharacterized. The transcript has a single exon. The coding region runs from base 1 to 507 and encodes 168 amino acids. The record is from RefSeq and is a predicted model, not a curated record. Lineage: Eukaryota; Viridiplantae; Streptophyta; Magnoliopsida; Ericales; Balsaminaceae.
AUGAGGGAAAACUACAAUAUCUGGAAGAUAGGAAUGCAAGCGCAUCUGUCCGUCAUAGAUGAUGACAUGUGGUACGUCAUUACUGAUGGCCCGAUAAAGAUCCAGACGAGCACAACCUCAACCGAGGGUAUUCUUGAGAUUAAAGACAAACCAAGGUCUGAAUGGACUACUGAAGAGAAGAAGAAGAAUAACCUCGACAAUAUGGUGAAGGACAUUCUUUACAAAACACUAGAUGAUAAUAUGUUCAAUAAGAUCCAGGCUUGUACCUCUGCUAAAGAGAUUUGGGAAAAGCUGACCCAACUAUGUGAAGGCAACGACAAAACCAAAGAGAACAAACUCAAGGUCUCCACACAAAAAUACGAUAGCAUAAAAAUAAGAUCUAGAGAAAUCAUGACGGAUUUCGAAGAAAGGUUCACCAGCAUUAUCAUCGAGCUUUCCACUUUGGGAAAAACAUAUAACAAUCGAGAAGUAAAUAUGAAGGUGGUGAAGGCUCUUCUUAGAGAAUGA